Messenger RNA from Arabidopsis lyrata subsp. lyrata, 2189 nucleotides. Its product is annotated as J domain-containing protein DDB_G0295729. Bases 179 to 1738 code for a protein of 519 amino acids. The transcript is spliced from 3 exons. Lineage: Eukaryota; Viridiplantae; Streptophyta; Magnoliopsida; Brassicales; Brassicaceae. The record is from RefSeq and is a predicted model, not a curated record.
CAAAAAAAUAAAACAACCAAUUGAUUAUGGAAUGAAAGUUAAUCUCUUCUUGCUUCGGAUCAUAUAAAUUACUUUUUUUUAAUACCGAGCUCUUCAUCUUACGUUUUUCGAUUCUCUAUCGUUUAGGGUUAAUUAAUAAAAUUAGGUCUCCAUUAAAAUCUGGAUUUUACUUAUUGACAUGGAAUGCAACAAGGAUGAAGCUACAAGAGCAAUGGAUAUUGCUAAGAGGAAAGUUACAGAACAUAAUUACAACGAGGCGAAGAAAUUUGCUAACAAGGCUCAAAAGUUAUAUCCACAGCUUGAUGGUUUGAAACAAGUGUCUAAGUUGAUCGAUGUGUAUAUCUCGGCAGGAAACAAAAUCAGCGGAGGAGAGUUUGAUUGGUAUGGAAUUCUUGGUGUUGAUCCAUUGGCUGAUAAGGAAUCACUGAAGAAACAAUACAAGAAGUUAGCUCUUUUGCUUCAUCCUGAUAAGAAUAGUUGUGAAGGCGCUGAAGGUGCGUUUAAGCUGGUUUUAGCCGCUUGGUCUUUAUUAUCAGAUAAUAUUAAGAGAACUGCUUAUGAUCAGAGGAGGAAGUCGAAAGAAGUUAAACAGACACAGCCACCAAAUCAGCAGAAUCAGACACCAAACCAGCAGAAGCAACCACCAAACCAGCCGAAACAGCCACCGAACCAGCAGAAACAACCACCAAACCAGCCGAAACAGCCACCAAACCCGCCACCGAAACAACCACCAAACCAACAGAAUCAUACACCAAACCAGCAGAAACAACCAUCAAACCAGCCGAAACAGCCACCAAACCAACAUAAACAACCAACAAACCAGCCAAAACAGUCACCAAACCAGCCAAAACAACCAGAGAACCAGCAGAAACAACAAUCAAACCAACAAACACAAUCACCAAACCAGAAACAACAACCAUCAAACCAGAAGCAACAACCACCAAACCAGCCAAGUUCUAAUGGAUUUCGAAAUGGUUCAGCUACAAGCAAUAAGCCCACUUGUAAGGACAGUACCCUUAGGCCAAUGUGCCACAAAUGCAGGACACAAUAUGUGUAUGUGAGGUUUUAUGACUUUAACAAGACCAAGCUUUGUCGAACUUGCCUUGGGAAUUUUAUGGCAACUGAGAAAAAGAAAACACCCCAAGCAACAAACAAGAACACAAAUGGUUCUUCUUCAACAACUUCAGCAUCUGAUAGCACAAAGGCUGCAAAUCAAGGACAAGAAAGAGUGAAAACAUGGUUUGAGGAGUACCGGGAAAAGCUUGCUGCUGCUGUUGCUAGAGGAAAUGCAAACUCUACUACACAUGAAGCAGACAGACUUUCCAAGAAACCGAUGAAAAAAUCUACUUUUGAAGAGGAAAGGCUUUACAAGAAUACGAAGACAAGUGGAGAUGCAAACUCUACUCAUGAAGCAGAGAGGCUUUUCAAGAACCCGAUGACAAGUGGACAUGGAAACUCUACUCAUGAAGCAGAGAGGCUUUUCAAGAACCCGAUGACAAGUGGACAUGGAAACUCUACUCAUGAAGCAGAGAGGCUUUUCAAGAACCCGAUGACAAGUGGACAUGGAAACUCUACUCAUGAAGCAGAGAGGCUUUUCAAGAACCCAAUGAAAACAGGAAAUGCAAACUCUACUCAGGAAGCAGAGAGGCUUUUCAAGAACCCAAUGAAAACAGGAAAUGCAAACUCUACUCAGGAAGCAGACAGGCUUUUCAAGAACCCGAUGACGAACGUGAAAUAAGAAGACAUCACAAGUUGAUUUUUUUUUUUUUUUUUUUAAUCUUUCCGGGAAUUUUUUUGUAAUCUUUGUAAUUAGAGAAGGUAAUUAAUCAAAGUGGCUCCACUAAUCACCAAUUACAGUAUGUCACGUUUCCAAGCUGAAAAAUAAUGAAAUUGACAUGCCAAGACAAGUUUAUACAAGGAAGAAUAAGAAUGUUCUGUCCUUGGCACGUGAGAAGAACUUGUAGGAAACAGAAGAAAAUUACAAGUCACAUAAAAUGAGGUAAUGUUUACGUAAAUUAGAUCAGAAUCACGAAUUGAAAUCUCCAUUAUUAUAAGCGUGAUAUAUCUCUGUUAUUACUCUGUUUCAUCUUCUAUUUGUUUGUUGUUUUAAUUAAAUUUUGCAGUAGUGACUUCACAUCUAUCUUGUACACUAGGAAAAUACUUGUGUUUAAGAAUUUAAUUUGGUUUUU